AUGGCAUACGGUCUUCCCGACUGGCUCACCGGCGGCCCAUCCACCACCUCCUCCGCAAAUCCCAAAGGCCCACCUCGAUCAAACGACGGCGGCUACAUAGCGCCCGACAGAACAAAGCGGGAAGUGUGCUACGAGUCACGAGACAUCUUCUUUAAGUGCCUAGACAAGCACGAUAUCCUGGAUGCAGUCAAAGACGAUGAGAAGGCGCGGCAGAGCUGUCCCGAGGAGGUGACAGCAUAUGAGCGGGAUUGCGCGCGGAGUUGGAUCAAAUACUUCAAGGAGAAGCGAGUGGUAGAUUGGAAACGAGAUCAAACAAUAGCCGCAAUACAAGAGGAAGAUGCCAAGGCAAUAGCAAAGGCGAAAGAGAAGAGAGGCGGCUGGUUUUAG
Molecule: messenger RNA, 387 nt
Organism: Cyphellophora attinorum
Lineage: Eukaryota; Fungi; Ascomycota; Eurotiomycetes; Chaetothyriales; Cyphellophoraceae
Product: Cytochrome c oxidase assembly factor 6
Exons: 2
Coding region: 1-387 (128 amino acids)
Biological process (GO): mitochondrial respiratory chain complex IV assembly
Cellular component (GO): respiratory chain complex IV; mitochondrial intermembrane space; mitochondrion
Source: RefSeq, a predicted model, not a curated record